This is a messenger RNA of Salvelinus sp. IW2-2015, 1727 nucleotides long. The record is from RefSeq and is a predicted model, not a curated record. NCBI's taxonomy places the organism in Eukaryota, Metazoa, Chordata, Actinopteri, Salmoniformes, Salmonidae.
GUCUGUGGCAGUCUGCGGAGGGAAGAGCUGGUAGAAGCACUCUGCUACAGGACUAAGCUCUAUUUUCAAAUCUAUAGAGCCAGCCUGGAUUCUGCCUUCCCUCUCCUGGCUUCUCCKGMGAGCUGCUCUGCUCAAUCUGUGCUGAAAUAUCCUUUUGAUCUUGGCACCUGUUCCAACUCGUCAGCCAGGUGAAGGUGAUUCUUUCUCUGUCUCCCUCAGCCAUUGUUUUUGGGCUGCUUUUCCUCCCUCCCUCCCUCCUCUCUGUGUUCAGCCCUGCCUCAUGCUUUGAGUGAGUGGGUUUGGCUGUGGCUUGCAGUGCGCGUGGAGCUCCAGAAUAUUCCUCACUAGAGUGAAGGUGUGGAACACUGGAGUAGAAUACUGAGACAGAACAGUGAGGUGUUUUGGUGAGGUAGAAUUAUUUAGUAGAAUACUGAUUUAGAACACUGAGGUAGAAUUUCUGGAAGUAGAAGAAUUUUGUGGAACAUUGAGGUAGUUACUGUAGAUUAGGGAGGAUGGGGGGUCAUACUGCAGUGGUGUGUUUGGUUCUGCUGGCCCUAUGCUGUGUGCUACUGCUAAGAGGAGGGGAGAGCGCAGGAGGCAUAGUCUCUAUAGGCCAGGCUGUGGAGGAGAGAGGGAUGGACGGAGGAAUGGAGGCCCUACAUGGAGAGGAGUCCCAGGAUGAGCUGGCUAAAGAACAGGAGCUCACAGAGACACAAAGACAGACUGGCAAGGCAAAGAGAGCCACAGAUGAAGAAGCCAUACCAGCCCGGGUCAGGAGAGCCCCAGAGGAGGAGGAGGGCAAAGGGAAGAAAAAAAAGGGCAAGAAGGACAAGAAGAACAAGGAGUCUAAAGCAGACAAAAAGCUGAAGGACAAGGGAGGCCGCCGCGGCAAAGCACCAACAACACCACCACCGACCACUACCACACUACCACCGACCACUACCACAGAGGUGUACACAGAGCCAGCUCCCACAGAACCUGACCCCUACCCAGACUUCCCCUAUUUAGACAGCGAGGAUGACUACUGGAACCCUGAUGAUGAUAAGCCAGCCACCCCAGAGACUGACUCAGAGACGCUAUUGGAACCCUGAUGAUGAUAAGCCAGCCACCCAGAGACUGACUCAGAGGAUGAGUACUGGAACCCUGAUGAUGAUAAGCCAGCCACUCCAGAGACUGACGCGAGGAUGAGUACCGGAACCCUGAUGAUGAUAAAGCCAGCACUCCAGAGACUGACUCAGAGGAUGAGUACCAGAACCCUGAUGAUGAUAAGCCAGCCACCCCAGAGACUGACUCAGAGGAUGAGUAUGGAACCCUAUGAUGAAAGCCAGCCACCCCAGAGACUGACUCAGAGGAUGAGUACUGGAACCCUGAUGAUGAUAAGCCAGCCACCCCAGAGACUGACUCAGAGGACGACUACUGGAAGGGAGAGGAAGAGGAGCCUGCAGGCCCAGUGGUCGACCCAGAAGAUGACUAUUGGAAGGGAGAGGACCCGACGGCCAUACCCCCCCCUCUUGUGGUGGAUGGAGAGGUGGAUACGGGAGAUGAAGACUACUGGGAAGCCAAAUAUGAAGUGCCCGAGAAUCUUCCUUUCCCUGACGGUAAAGAGGUCGUCCCCACAGAGAAAAAUGACUUAAGCUACCCUGUCACAGAGGAUUCUAUUACACCACCACCUACCUAUGAAAGCCCAUGGUACGAGGAGUAUGACUACGGAUAUAGUGGUGGAGAGA